Drosophila subobscura is the source of this 2266-nucleotide messenger RNA. RefSeq lists its product as uncharacterized. Lineage: Eukaryota; Metazoa; Arthropoda; Insecta; Diptera; Drosophilidae. The record is from RefSeq and is a predicted model, not a curated record. The coding region runs from base 89 to 2179 and encodes 696 amino acids. The transcript is spliced from 2 exons.
UUACUUCAAAUGUACCGCUUCUUUUCUGGCGCCGCUUUGUUUUUUGUUUAUUAAAAAACGAAAUUAGCAUAAAGCUGAAUGUGCAAACAUGUCGCACGCCGUAGUGAACGAAGAAACAUUGGAGAGGCUGGUGUACGAGCGCUCCAAAAUCUGGGCGAACUUGAUACAGCACUUCAUGGAAAUCGACGAUGGCGAAGAGCUUGAUGUGGAGGAUUUUGAGGAUCUGUUUAAAGGCGAAGACAUAGACCCCGAUGUGCCGGAGGGUGAGGAGGCGGAAGAAGAUGCCCGGCAGGAAGAGGACCUGGGCAUGGGGAACAUUAAUACAACAAUAGCCAUGAGCAAGGCGGAGCUGACGAUGAUUUUGUGCGCUGGAGAGAACAAAGCUGAAACGGCCGAACUAGAGGAGAUUCUCAAUCAAACGAUGCCGGUUCUCCAGGAGCACAAUCGCAAGUGGAAGGCAGCUGGACUAGAUCAAAUACUUGACACCUUCGAUCCGCAAAAGAUCGAACAACAAGUGGGCCAAUGGAUGCGCCGCAACAACAGUAUCUAUCUGGAGGAGGAGAAUUCCCGAAUGUACGAUUACAGGCAUGAACAUUCCCAUUCCGUUGAAAGCGACAACUACCUAGUUCAGACUCCCAGACGCAAUGCACCCAACCCCAAGAUGUCCAACGGGUCGACCAUUAAAAUGUAUCGCACUCAUCCACGCAGGCGUGCUGACGAGCUGUGUGGCAAGUACGCAUAUGACGAGCAAGAGCACCGCCGUCACAUGCAGGUUGUGCUGCAACGCCGUCGUGAGAGGAAGCGGAAACUGGCCAACGUAGCCAGCACUUCCCUGCACCGUUCCUACAGCAACCGCUGCCAUCACUUGUAUCUGCGUAAGCGACGCCCCGAUUCUUCGUUGUUCGGGUCGCCAUCGAGCGGGGAAGAUGCCGCCUUAGCCGGCUGCGAUUGCAAAUCUUGCCAGAGACUUUUGCUAACCAAAAGCGCAUAUGAAUACUGUGCAUACCGCGGCCGGCGAGAUUAUUAUCACCAAUCAGCAUCAUCACGCUCCAUGCUAUGCUUGCGACAUCCACACAGCUUUCGGGAGGAGCUGGACCUGCGGCCACGACUCUUGAAAAACGAAUGCAGGUGCUGCGACAGCUACAGUCUGUGCACUGACGUGGUGCACAUUGCCAACAGCUCGACAGAGGAAUGGGUUGUGAAUAAUUGCAACCGUCCCGUACUUAUGGAGACGCCAACCAAAUGCAGCAAUCGUCUGCAAACCUGCAGAGAGAAACAUUUAAGGCUGCUAAAAGCACCACAAAGCGUUCGCUCGAAGUGCAGCCGUGACCUUGCCAUGCGUGAAACUCCGCAUAGAGUGACCAGAAAGGCAACUUCCGCUGGAGCAUCAUAUACUCCAGGGCGUGAGCGGACCAGGCAAAUGGCUAGAAAUGUAAUGGACAGCGACACUUCCGAUGAAGACGAGCGAAUGGAGCGCAGGAAGCCAGCAAUCUCAUCUGUAGAAAAGGCGCCCAAAAAAAAAGCCAAAUCAAGAAGACUGCCUCCAAUCAGCGAAAAUGUGGCCAAGACAAAGGCUGAAGAGCAUCGCCACGAGCUUCAGGUGAUGGAAACGGAUUCUUCGGAUGACAACGAACUCACAGGUAGAAGCCGUUUAAUGAGUUUCUCGGAGCGAAAACAGAAAACGGUGGCCAAAAAUAAAAAAGCGGUGAAAACACCAAGCAAGCCAAUGUCGGCUGUGAAAGAGACACCAAUGAAGAAAACUGUGGUGUCCGGACAUACAAAGAAUUUGCCUGCAAUCGGGGAAGACGAGGCAAAUGCAAAAGAAUCCUCAACUUUGCCGGUAACCUUCAACGAAGAAGUGGCCAAGCCUGUGAAGGGAGUGACGCCAGAUGUAAACAAGAUGAGCCAAACAUUCGCUAAGAUUUGCAUAAAUUAUCAAAGUGAGCGGCCAGUUCCCAACUCUGGUGCAUGUUCCAAGAAGAUUGUAGCAACAGAAUCAUCCGUGAGACCCAAAACUGCUGCCAAGAAGAAACCAAAUACGAAAUCUGCUUCAAGUUUGCCUCAAAUCAGCGAAGAAGCAACAGAUUUCCAAUGCACAUCCAACAAAGAAACGGCAAAGAAAGCAAUUGUAAAACCAAAAACAAGCGCCACUCCAGCCAGUUCUCGCAGCCCCUAUUAAUGGCCACCGAGCACGUCAACAAGUAAGAGCAAUUCGAAGAAACUAAAUGAAAGGGAUGCGGAAAUAAACCGACCAGACCAGAGGUCA